AUGACCGCCGUCUCCAUCUCCGCCGCCUGCAGCGACUGCCUUCUCCCACGCCGCCCCCUCUGCCCUCACGCGCCUCCGCGCCGCAGCGCCCACGCCAAGCCGUUCCCCAGACACGGGUUCACCCCGUCCCUGCCCGCUAGCCUCCUCUCGAAUCCCCGUGCCGUCUGCCGACCGCCGCGCGCUGACCGUGCUGCCGCACCGCGCGCGCAAUCAUCGUCGCACGACGAUCUCGAGGGACGACGGCAGCGCGACACGUGUCUAUCCCGCCGUGACGCCCUCCUUUCCCUCGCGCUGCUCCCCCCUUCUCUCUCCGCUGCCACUCUCCUGUCCCCGUCACCGUCCCUCGCCGCGUCGCCGGCGGCCCCCGACACGACCGUGACGCACCGCGCGUUCCUCGAUUUCGCCGUGUGCCCCACGGCCGUGCGCCUCGACCGCACGCUGGGCGACGACGCGCUCAUCUGCGCCGACGGCGAGCCGCUCGGGCGCGUCGUGCUGGGGCUGUACGGCCGCGCGGCGCCCGACACGGUGGCGCAGUUCGUGCGCAUGGUGGCGGGCGACGCGGGGUCGACGUACAAGGGGAGCGUGAUACACCGGUCGCUGCCUGGGCAGUACGUGCAGGCGGGGCAUCAGGGACAGGUGGCGCGCGGGGACGUCGCUCCGCCGACGCUGCUUCCGUCGAAUCGCGACACGGUGGCGGCGGCGUCGUUUGCGCUGAGCCACCUGCGGCCCGGCACGCUGUCGCUGUGCGUGGGGGAGAACAACGAUGACGAGCGCGCGCGCUCCAGGAGCAACUACCGCAACGUGGAGUUCCUCAUCACCACCGGCCCUGGCCCAGCCACGCAGCUGGACGGCGACAACAUUGUGUUUGGCACCGUGCUGGAAGGUGAGCGUGGUGCACGGGGCGUGGGGUUCCAGAUUCAAGGUGAGCGUGGUGCACGGGGCGUGGGGUUCCAGAUUCAAGGUGAGCGUGAUGCACGGGGCGUGGGGUUCCAGAUUCAAGGUGAGCGUGGUGCACGGGGCGUGGGGUUCCAGAUUCAAGGUGAGCGUGGUGCACGGGGCGUGGGGUUCCAGAUUCAAGGUGAGCGUGGUGCACGGGGCGUGGGGUUCCAGAUUCAAGGUGAGCGUGGUGCACGGGGCAUGGGGUUCCAGAUUCAAGGUGAGCGUGGUGCACGGGGCGUGGGGUUCCAGAUUCAAGGUGAGCGUGGUGCACGGGGCGUGGGGUUCCAGAUUCAAGGUGAGCGUGGUGCACGGGGCGUGGGGUUCCAUAUUCAGGGUGAGCGUGGUGCACGGGGCGUGGGGUUCCAUAUUCAGGGUGAGCGUGGUGCACAGGGUGAAGGGACUACGGGGGAUAUGGAAUGCAUGCUUGGAGGGGUGGGUGGGGAUGGCGGGGGUGGGAGAGAGCACAUGGCAGCUGGCUGUGAGGGCAUGGCAGGGGCUGAGUGCACUUAUGCCGCACCACCCCAUGCCUUCCGCUCCCUUCUCCCAUCCCACCUGCUUCCACUCCUGCCCUCUCGCAUGGAGGUGGUGGCGGCGGUGGCAGCGGUGCCCACCUUCCAGCCCAGCGACCGCAUCCGCCAGUUCAACGACUUUGCCACCGAGGGCUGCGGCACAUGGAACUGCCUACCUCUUGUUCUGCUCUCUCUGCACCUAAUCCCAUGCUUUCUCCCUCCUUCCCCCCUCCAUGCUCUCUUCCCCACCCACCCCCACCUCACUGCCCUCCGCAUGCACCCUGUGCGGGCAGGCAUGGAGGUGGUGGCGGCGGUGGCGGCAGUGCCCACCUUCCAGCCCAGCGACCGCAUCCGGCAGUUCAACGACUUCGCUGCUCUGCUGGGGGACGACCGUGCCGCCAAGGGCCGUGGCACGUGGAACCGACCUCUUAAAGCCAUCGUCAUCCAGGACUGCGGGCUGCUGGAGUGA
This is a messenger RNA of Closterium sp. Naga37s-1, 1917 nucleotides long. Lineage: Eukaryota; Viridiplantae; Streptophyta; Zygnematophyceae; Desmidiales; Closteriaceae. The record is from the annotation of a GenBank genome assembly.